Messenger RNA from Knipowitschia caucasica, 1293 nucleotides. Lineage: Eukaryota; Metazoa; Chordata; Actinopteri; Gobiiformes; Gobiidae. The record is from the annotation of a GenBank genome assembly.
AUGAGUUACUUUGACGAAGGCGGGACGCUGCCUCCUCCUUUCAACAUCGUGCCCAGUCCCAAGUCGGUGUGGUACCUUCUCAUGUGGCUCCACACGCGGCUGUGUGUGCGGGUGCAGACCCACGGAGAGGAUUCCCACAAGUGUGAGAACCUGCGAGAGUUCACGGAGAGACAUGCCGACAGCCUGAUCCAAAACCAGCAUUACCAGGAAGUGAUCCGUAGCCUGGUGAAGAGGUACGUGGCGGCAAUGAUCCGGAGCGCCAAGACGGACGAGGGGCUCACAGAGGAGAACUUUAAGGAGCUAAAGCAGGACAUCUCCAGUUUCCGCUACGAAGUCUUGGAUCUUCUAGGGAACCGCCGGCCUCCGAGAAGGAACUACUCUUCCUCCAGCGAAACCACGAGAGACGACGGCAACACAGCUUCAGAAGACGACAGCGAAUCAGGCGACACAGGAGGAGGCGGAGAAAAAUCCCAAAAAUCAUCCAAAGGAGUUAGCUUCAUGGUCCCACUCGAGGAAGACUCUGGGGCAGGCUCCAAUUCAGGCGUGUCCGCGCUGGUGCGAUCGAUUUCUGUAAUGCCGGAAUCAGCUGGCGGUGGGGAGCAGGAAGAAGGGGUGGGAUGGGGUUUGGAAGAAGAGGACGAAGACGGGAAACCGAAAAGCAACGGUCUAAAAACAAGCGCACUGUCGACCGCCGCCGCCACCAUGAUAGCCUCCACCUCGUUCACAUCAUCCUUGGCGCGCGCGAGAGGCAGGCUACAGCAGAUGUCAACCACCAGCGGGAAAACGGACUCCUUCAAGCGCUUAUCAUACCUGUUUUCACGGUCCAAACGCAAAGCCCCGCCCGUGCCCUUGCCGCUCCAAACAUCCCCGAGUUUCACCAUCUCCGACGGCUUGUUGCGACCGCUGGGCAGCCAUGGACACGCCGAUUUCGGGCACGUCACGCGAAGCGAGCCGCACCUGCACGAAGUCGGGAGGUCGUCGGACAGCAUCGGAGCGGCGUAUUCCCCGUCACGCCGAACCAACGGACGCGAUUCCCUGCUUUCCGCUUUGCCCCGACCGCCGCCCUGCCCGUGCCAAUCGCUGCACUGCGCUUCCAACAUGUCGGAGUCCAGCGCGCGGCUUUUGGAUUCGAGCGAGGACGUUUUCCAAGGGGGAGGGGGGUUGGUCGGGGAGGAGGUGAGGAUGUCGCGGAGUGGGCGGGGCCUGUUGAUGGACGGGUGGGUGGGGCCUUGCGACGAUGUCAUCGAGGACAGCUGCGAGGUCAUAGAGGAAUCGGUGACGACGCAGCUAUAG